CUCACGUGCCGCGUCAUUCACUAUGGCCGGGUCACGUUGUCUCGCAUUCAUCUCCCCUUUAUUCCGCGGGAACUCAUCUUCAGUAUCGUUAUGAACAAUGGCAAACGUAGGUAGCCUAAAUUACUACCUCCAAGUGGUGACAGCGCUCCCUUUUCAUCCUUGCGUCAUUGUAUUAAUCUGAGAAGCGAGCGCGUGGAGGCGUGUGCGUCGUCGGCCAAUCAGAGUUCACACGGGGCGCGCGAGCGCACAUGUUUACAGGCGACAUUCCGCCGGUACAGCCACUGUCUCUGGAAAACCCGGACGGAUUACACGGAACGGAGUCUUUCUCGUGCGACACCCGGUCUGCGGAGGCCGGGGCAUAACGUUGCACAUUGCAGGAACACUCAGAACAGAACAGUGGAUGAGCUAGACAAUGCUCUGACAUCCAUCCGCAUAAAUCCUCAGUGGUUUAUCGCAUAAAUAUCGUAGUCUGUAUUGUGCAAGACGCAUCAUGUUUAUCGAUCCGAAACUCGCGCUCCGCUCCGCGUUUUCUAUAGCCCGCCAGCUUUAAGGGAACGACGGCAAGGAAAACAAACAGGUCGAUAGAAGAAAGAUAUCGGUUGCCGGUGGUCAGUCGGUCGGAUGCAGAGGUUAUCAAAAGUAAAAUCUCCUAUUUGCAUGUUGUAACGGUGCACCGGUCGCAGGUCCCGAACGUGCAAGUUCACGUUGUACAUGAACGCGGACCAAGUGGUGAAAUAUGUGGAUGCGCUCCAGAUCUGUGAAAAUGUCGCACGUUCGGCCCGUGAUAAUAUUCGCAGAGCGCAAGGUUUGUCCGGUCGCGUUUUGCUGUUUUUAAAGCGAAAUUACUGUUCAGCGUGAUUAUACUUUCAUUGAUAUAUGAACUAUGCAUACUCGGCGGCUGGUGAAGCGUUCGGUCAUCGGAAGCCGCGUAUACGCGCCGGGUUCACCGGGAGACGCGGCACCGCUCACGGGAGUCAUUCAGGCUGUCAAACAGGACAACAGAGAUGCUGCUACCGGUCACCGGCGAAACGUGUACACGGUGCUUAUGCAGGACGGGAGCUUAAAAGAGUACACGGAGGAAGAGAUCGCGCAGAUGACUGCGAAAGCGCCGUUAAAGUCCAGUUUGAAGCAGAGCACCUGUAACGGUGGCCAGCGGGACGGACCCAUGUCGGGUCAGAACGGAGGAGUUCAGAGGGGAGAGACGCCCUGCCUCAGCCCGGAGAGCGCAGACGAGUCACGGGUGCUGGAGCACAAGAGGACGGGUCGAGCGAUUGAGCAAGAGAAGGAAAGCACUCGCUCGGUUUCUCUACUGGAGCAGAAACGAAAGGUGGUCUCAUCCAGCAUCGAUGUACCACAGGCCAGGAAGUCAGAGGAGGAGUUGGAUAUGGACAAGGUGACAGCUGCCAUGGUGUUGACCAGCCUGUCCACAAGUCCGCUGGUACGAAGUCCUCCUGUAAAAGUCAAUGACGGUCUGAACGGUUCGUGGAAGGAUGGAGGCUUCACCCCAUCCAGUUAUAGCAGCAGUGGAUAUUGGAGCUGGAGCGCACCCAGCGACCAGUCGAACCCGUCCACACCAUCCCCGCCCCUGUCCGCUGACAGCUUCAAACCCUUUCGAAUGCCCAGCCUCAACGGGCCGUCCGACGACAACAUCGAUGAGCACGACGGGAACAGCCUGCUGUUCGACGAACCCAUCCCCCGAAAACGCAAGAACUCCAUGAAGGUGAUGUUCAAGUGUCUGUGGAAGAACUGUGGGAAGGUCUUGAGUACGGCUGCUGGGAUCCAGAGGCAUAUUCGAACCGUCCACCUUGGGCGUAAUUGUGAGUCCGAGUGCAGUGAUGGUGAGGAGGAUUUCUACUACACAGAAAUUAAGCUGAACACCGACUCUGUGGCAGACGGUUUGAGCAGUCUGUCUCCUGUGUCCCCGUCUGUGCUGUCCUCUCCACCAGCUCUGGACCAGAGAUCACCGGACAGCACCAACGGCCCGAAGAACGAGAACAACGCCAGCACCCCUCUCAGUCGCUCUGCUCCCAGUGCACUCUACCUAGUGCACACAGACCACGCCUACCAGGCCACAGCCCCAGUCACCAUCCCCUCCACCAACUCCACCGGCUUUACACCAUCCAGCAGCAGUUUCAGUAUCUCCUGGCAGUCCCCACCCGUCACAUUCACUGGCACCCCCGCUUCACCCACUCACAGCCGGACUCAGGGCUUUGGUGAGCAACGCUCUCAGACCAUUGCAGUGAUCUCAUCUCCACCCAGAGCCGCAGGUUCCCUCAGUAGGAAGUCGCGUGGCGAGGGGAAGAAAUGUCGAAAAGUCUAUGGCAUGGAGAACAGGGACAUGUGGUGCACGGCCUGCCGCUGGAAGAAAGCCUGCCAGAGAUUUGUUGACUGAAACAGCUGUGAUAGCUGAGACGUAUAAACAGGGUGGGCUUCUCGUGGAUGCGUACCAUAAUGAAAAUAAAAAGUUUUACUUCUCUUUGUUACUGACCACAGUCCCACCCUGCUUUAUCUUAAACCCAUAUGACGCCGGAGGUCAAACCUCUCUUGAACCAACAGACCCUCUCUCUCUUUCUUUAUGAAGUUUCUCUUGGAGGCGAGAUACGAAAAAAAUGAAAAACUUGUCUCUUUUGUUCGUGAAAUACUGCUUAUAAAGCAUUCCAGUCAAUGCCUGGAGGACCAACCUCUGUCCGAGGUCUUUUCAAAGAGUACAAAACUCUCUCGGAGACUUUGAGAGCACUAUGAAACCGAAUAGAAAAAUUUGUUUUUUUCUUCUCUGUGUACAUUUUUCUCCUACCCAUUUUACUUAAGGUUCAGGGUCGGACAGCCUAAAAACCCUGCUUCUCUGUCUCUUCAAGAAUGUAACACCACAGGGAUUUGUUUUAGGAUUUGUAAGGUUGAGUGGACGUCUCCCCUGAGUGGGAAUUCAUCAAUGCAAAAAAUGAAGGUAUGGCAAGCAAAAUGGAUAGAAAAAGACUUUCAGCCGCCACUUUCGGUCGUGCCGUCACAAGCAAUUACAUCUACGAUGGAGGGAUUUUAUAUCUCUGCUUUUAUAUCAACAGGACGUUUCUUUCAGGGAUGUGAAAGCAAAACCAGCAGUUAGAUUUAUCAGUCGAGGGUUUUUGUCACAGGAAUAUAUCUUCUUGCUACCAAAAAGGGUUUUUUUUAACGUGCCAAUUUUUUGCUUCAUGUAUAACUGACUUUAUUUCAUUUAUUGAACUUCAUCGGCACAUCAGACUCUUCCGGCGGAGAAGCAAACUCAUUCAUAAGAGAGCCAUACGUGAGCUCACGGGUUCACGCUGCAGUCAAACGCUUCGUUUACCUCCUGUAGGUGAAGAGAUCUUCCUCACCUUUGAUUUUGACCUCAACGGCUCAAGUAGGAAGGAAUAAAAACAGCAGAUGCCACGUCAUUGGCCAGACAAGCUGAAAAUUGCAUCUUUUUGUUAUUUGUAUGUGGUUUUGUGUAACGGGACAGCUCACUGGUCACAUAAGGAUGGGCAUCUUUUGGUCAGAUUGUUUUCACGGCUCCGGUUUGAUCCCAGAACAGAUCCGAAAGGAAUUACGGCAGCUCGCUCUUCAGUUUUCUGGCUCUGAUACAGUAAAUUAUAAUGGCGCUUAUGGUGAUCAGCUCAGUUUCUGUUUUGUCAUCCCAUGAUUCUACUUGCACUUGAUAUGUUUAUAAAGAUUUAUAGUCAUGGUUGCUCCAAAGCUAAAAGUGACGCUUCCAACAACUUGUGUUUUUAUUUGGUUUAAUUGUUAACUAGGCCGAGAGCAUUUUUAUGAUGAAAUGAUAUAUCACAACCUUUACGCAUUAUGCAGUUAUUAAAGCUGAGGUGUGAAAAUAAUGACAGGAUUUCUCUCCAUCUGGCAAACAAACCAGACAGUCCCAAACCAAAUUUACAUCACCGUUGCCAUAUUAGGAUGCUGGGUCAAUGAGUGCAAUGUUUCGAUAGCAUCACUGUGUUUACUCUUUUUAUAGAAAUGAAACUUCAAAAUAACUCUGGAUAUUAAAGUGAUUUAAUAUUGAAAACUAUUACACACUUCAGCUUUGCAUCAGAAGACAUUAUAUGUGUGAAAUGAUUGAAAACUGCCAUUGGUCUUCUAUGCUAAAAAUCCACAAACCACAUGCUUCAUACACCAUCAAUAACAAGACUAAGCUAAGGUCAAACCCCACACCAGCACCCAAAACGUUUGUAAUCUUCCACCAGAGAUGAAGGGAUGUGUUUUCGGAUGAUCAGCUGCCGCCUCCCUUCAUUCCCUUCCUGGUGCUACCACCGCUUGUGAGAUAUCUCAUGGCGUUUUGGGUAAAAGCUGAUGAACCUUCCUACAGUUUACACUUGGGUGUCCAUUCUGGGAAACUUAUUCCAUCCCGUUUCCAUGUGUGGAAAUUGAAGUAAUUUUUGGGAUCAAGUAUCGGGUGCUAUUGGAAUAACCCAGAAUAUCUUUUUUGUCUAUAUGCUCUUGCCUCAGAUAAGCCUGAGUUGGCGAUUUUACCGUAAAUACGUGUGAUUACAGUAGCAGCCGUUUGAGUAAUGAUAUCACCAUUGUGUUACCAUGGUGCUCACCAUAUCUAUUGGCUGUAGUUUUAUUAGCUGGCGGCAUCUUUACAUCACGGGCUGCCAUUUUUCUUCUCGUUUUAUAUAACAUGAAAAUAUAAGGUGCGUAUCAAGCUACAGCAUGAACAUGUUCGCCAUGCUUGUUGAAUUAUAUCGCCAACUUUCGUCCACUGGUUAAACGAUAUAUAACUUACCUACAGUGCUUAUGUAAGCCACCUGGUUAACACUAUAUAGAAGUAGUGCUGAAUACUCAUGAAUACCAGCUUUGGUCAAGGUCGCAUAGUUAGGGAGUACUUAAUACACCGAGAUUAACCGUUAGCUGUCAGUAGUCUUCUCUGGUUCUGUGUUAACAUACAGUAUAGGACAUAACCAAGAUAUUACUUCUUAUAUUACUCAACGUCUAAAUGUAUUAACUGUUAAGGUACAGGUGAACUUGUGUACAGAUUCUGGAGAACAGAACAAAGAUGUUUCCCCGUUGGACACCAGGAUAGAGAUGUAUUUCUUGACAUUUAAAGACAAAAAACUCUCACCAUCUGUUGUUCUCAUGCAGCGAUGUAAAGAAAAUUGGAAGGGGUAUUGAUCAGAGACACGUAUCUGUGCAGAUGUGUUGGUCGAUAGGUCCCAACACGAGGCUGAACAUUUACUGCCUUUGCAUCGAGCGAGAGUCCUUCAUGUAACUGCCAGAUGGCAGAUGGACCACUCGCUAGUCUUCUUAUGUAACUGUGUGUAGUUGUGUGCGUUUGUGCGUCCAGCCAUAAACAGCAAGCGCGAAGGACAUUGACGGUGCGGAAAAAAUGCUACGUCUGCAGAUAAGACUCGACGAGUGGAAACGUCAAGAUUUUGUUGUAUUUUAUUUGUUAUUCAUCUAAACAAGAACUUGGUCUCUAUCAGAGAGCUUUUAAUCACGGCUGUCAUCAUCACUGUGUCUUGUAAAAGGCAAGCCGGUGUUGACUGCAUUCUGCAAUGCAUACUUACAACAAAACAGCUGGCGGGUCCCGGUAGCGCGUGGUCAGGGCCAGAGAAGGGACCUGAAAUGCUUUUGUUGUUUAUCCGUGGAGGGGGGGAAUCUCUCCAAACUUUUUCAGGAAUGUAUUUGUAUGAGGAAUACCGGAGUUUGACUGUGCCUUGGUGAGGUCUGAUGCUGUGCACAGAGAUGCACAGAAAAAGCAAAGGAAUGUUUUCGGUGUCGGCUUGUCUGAGUUCAUUUCGUCGGAGUUAAGGCGUUUUUUACUUUCGGCAGAUAUAAGGUCUAGCGUUCGCUUCUUAAGGGAAGGCGGUGGGCGUCUUUUUUCCCAGUUGUCCUUCCUAAACGACUUUCAGCUACAAUUGUGUAGUUGUUUUUCUCUGUCGUUUUCAUCUCCGGGUUUGGGAAAGCUUUUAUUCAAAAUGAUUACGGCUGAGUUUUUAAAGAAACUUUUUCUUACAAGAUAGUUAAACAGUGAGAUCAUUCAUUAUUCUCAGAGACUAAAACUUCAGCCUAACCAAACAGAUCAAGAAUAAAAGCUAAAAAUCUUGCUGUUAUGAAUUACUAGCUUGGUCCUAACCGCAGAAAGCAGAUAACUCCGGGCCGGAUCCGCACCGGACCUACGCCGAAAUCAACAGCUCCGGUGCGGAUCCGUCCCGGAUUCGUCUGAUGUCUCCAAGUUUAUGAAAUCACCUCCAAUGGGUUUCAGGAAAAAAAUAUAAUGGACACGUUAGCUUUGUUUCUAAACCUAGCAUGCUAAGUUUUGCUCGUUGUUGAAAAAGAUUGGAAGAUAUCUUGAACAGGGCGCUCUAGGCUGAUCAGAUAUAUAAACUUAAUGUAGGAUUUGUUAAUGUCAAGAUCUAUUGGAAUCAGUUCUACAUUUCAGGAUGUUUACAAUUGUACAUUUUGGUUAGGAUUUUGCAAGCUGUCUAUGUGUAAAGGGCAACACCGCAUGCUAUGGUUUUUCAACAGAGCUGUCGAUUAGAUACGAUUAUACGUUUGUUUAAUCUGGCACGAGACGGUUGUGCUCAUCGCUCUGAAUGGAUUAUCUCACUGCUGAUCGUUGUCAAUCAAAAACCAUGUUAACCUCAAGAACUCAAAGACUGUCGCACUGGAUUUUUACACUUUUUCAAGUAUUUGCUGAUCUAAGUGUAUUUUUUAAUACUGCAUGUGCAUGCCGAUGGAAAAAAAGAAAAAAUAGCUGAAUUUCUGAAUGUCGUUGGUGAUGUUUUAUCCGUGUAAACCGACACAGGGCAGGUAGGCUGCUGUUACUAUAUGACUUGCAAAAACCAUCCUGACUUCCGUUCAUUUCUAACAUCCAGUUUCAGCAUUGGGAAUAGUCUUACAUUUAAUAGUGUGGAUUCUGACGCAAAGGUCUUUUUUUCCUCAUGGGUUUUAACCCUUAAAGAAAUCACUUUCUCAUGAUGUUCUGAAUCUGAACCGAUACGACUUUCUUUUAAAAAAGUCAUGCGAGUGGUAUAGCUGAAGCGAUCCGGAUGACUCGAGUAUGAAUGUACAGAGGUUAGCACACGAGUCUUGAGUCAUUUUAUGGUCCCAUUUUCAGUCAUAACAGCUUGUGUGCUUUGACUAAAUCAAAAAGAAAGUCAACCGGGGUUUAGACUGACAUGAGGUUGGGAACAACUGAACUUUUUGUGUGCACUGUUUCUUUAAGGGAGAGCUAAGAAAGCCAAAAGUGUGUGUGGUUUCUUUUAGACCUGCUCUAUACUUAGCAUCAUGUGCACACAUCCGUUGAUUUUAUAGACCGUUGCACAGGGUCGACCGCCCUAAAAACAAACACAUGCUGAUGAUAAUAGGAACAGCGUCUGACCUCGGUAGCAAAUAUUAUUGGCAUAAUAACAAAGCAUAAGACUAAAUGGAGGGACCGGUUGAUCUGAAGGACCAAUACAAGUCAGUCCAGACUGUGCUUUUUUUAACGGUUUUUUUUGACAUUCCUGGUUUGAGAAAUAUGUUGUCUGAUGUCGAGUGAGGACGUCUGAUGCGUCAAGAGAAACUCAGGAUGUCUUCAUCUUUGCAUGCCGCUGCUAGCAGACGCAGCAGUUAAGUUGUGAAGCCAUAAAAGAAAAGAGGUGUUUGGGUGACCCAUGCCAUUUACCAAAAUAAUAACGUCCCCAAAUUCCACAUAUAUCAUUUGACCAUUGAGCAAUGUUUAGAGUAUAUUACUGUGUUUUAUUCAUUAUUGCACAUUGAUGUAUUUCAAAGCUGUUGAUGGAAGAAGGUACCCGUUUAUGCCAAUGUGAAGGACAAACUCUUAUAGAUAGAGCAAGUUAAAAACUAUAUUACAGAUUUCAAGGGGAUAUCUGCUCUCAAAUCAUGUUGCAAAUACACAUGUUUAAUAUUACACGAUUUACUUGCCACUGACAUUAGCACAAAAAUCCAAAGAUUUUUCAAAUUCGUCAUCUAAAAUGUGAGGAAAGAGCAAGACAUUUAAUUUUGGCCAAUUUGUGAGAUGGCACUGUGAAAAAUUAAAACCCACAAGUUUCUAUUUUUAGCACGUAGAUGUCUUUGUCAUUGCUUGUAAUCCCAGCGCGGUUUAACCUCUGCAUCCCUCAAACCUUUCUUCAACAUCAACCCAUUAUAAUGCAAUGAAGAAAGAUUUCAGGAGCAGAUUUUUGUGGUGUUGUAUUGCUGCUGAAAGCUUGUAACCGGCAACACUUGACUCUUAAUGAAAUGAAAGAAAUGUAGCCCUGUUGUUAAACGGUGUCAAGCAUCAGCAGAGAUGAGGGCCUUAAUUAAAAGAGAUUUUCAAGGCUUUAUGCCACUAUAGUUUGUCGUCGUGUCUGGUCUGUUCACUCGGAUACAAUUAUGCAAUUUUAUGCUUUAGUGUACAGGCUCAUAUGGCAACAUAUAUAAAUCAUAGUAAGAUUGAAAGAAGUUAUUUUUACACCAUGCAUUUACUGUGCACACACUUGUCUUUACUGUGGAGCGUAGAGGGAGCUGAAAUGAUAUGACAUUAUCUUAUACUGCAAUACAUUAACUGAAAGCACUUGGCUAUGUGUAUAUUUGUGUCUUAUCUUGUUUAUCUAAUUGCACCGUUUUGUUCCCUUUAUUUCAUUUUUUUUUCUCAAAAAGAUUUUCAUCUCCUAAGGGAGGAAACACGUGGUGACUGUUAUUCUUCUUCUUCUUCUUAUCUCCCUUGCUGGCUGUAUUAGUUUUUACUCUGAGCUGUGUGUAAAUAGAAACUGCCAUUGUAAUUGUGCUACAGUGACAAUGUUUGGUGCUUGUCAGUGCCGCUGUUGUUUAUAUUGGUGUGAAACCUUUCUAAGGUGCCUGUGUUACUAUGAGCUCCUGGUUUAUUGUCACAGAAAAAUAAAGUUUUUC
Molecule: messenger RNA, 8856 nt
Organism: Paramisgurnus dabryanus
Lineage: Eukaryota; Metazoa; Chordata; Actinopteri; Cypriniformes; Cobitidae
Source: RefSeq, a predicted model, not a curated record